ACCAAAAAUCUCUCUUCUAUAAAUGCCCCCUCCUUCCCACACCCCACUUCCCCGCCCUGCUCUCAGCCAUGCCUUCUCUCCUCCACCUCUUUCCCCUUCCCUCCCUCUUCCUACCUCCUCCUCCAGGUGCCCCGCCUUCCGAGGUCAGGCACAAGGAAGCCACCUUGGAUCCCCGCAUCAGAUGCAGCGCCGUCUCCAAACCUCCCAGUCAAGGAUAUACGGACCCUGUAUUAGUUCAGGAGGGCCUGCCCCGGUUGAGGUGGCGCGAGAUUGUCCGUGAUGACAUAGACGACGAACCAGCUCAUGAGGCUCGGGUGACCGAUCGCGAGAUCAAGCAGCGAGCCGACGCUGUCAGAUCGACGCUGCGUUCGUUGGAGGAUGGCGAGAUUGCCGUUUCUGCUUACGACACUGCAUGGGUCGCUCUCGUGCCGGAUGUUCGUGGGAGUGGUGCUCCCCAAUUUCCUUCCAGUCUUGAAUGGAUCGCCAAUAAUCAGCAUCCGGACGGUUCCUGGGGCGAUUCUCAGACAUUCUUGGCCCACGAUCGAAUUAUCAACACCUUGGCCUGCGUUGUUGCGUUGAAAUCAUGGAAUAUCCACCCGGAAAAGUGCGAGAAAGGGAUGGCAUUCUUUUAUGACAACCUGGACAAGCUUCAGGGAGAAAAGGCGGAGCACAUGCCCAUCGGCUUUGAAGUUGCAUUUCCUUCGCUUCUAGAUCUAGCCCGGAGGCUGAACAUUGAAGUAACGUGUGAUUCCCAUGUCUUGAAAGAGAUAUUUGCCAAGAGAGACAUAAAGCUCUCGAGAAUACCGAGAGAGCUGAUGCAUAAAGUGCCCACAACGCUGCUCCAUAGCCUGGAAGGGAUGGCCGGGCUCGAAUGGAACGACCUUCUAAAGCUUCAGUGUAAGGAUGGGUCGUUCUUGUUUUCUCCGUCCUCCACUGCCUAUGCUCUUGCCCACACUAGAGACCCAAAUUGCCUCAAUUACUUGAAUAAAGCUGUCACGAAGUUCAAUGGAGGAGGUACUAAAGCGCCUUUAUUGGCCACUCCAAUUCCCAACGUAUAUCCCGUGGAUUUGUUCGAACAUAUUUGGCUGGUAGAUAGGCUUCAGCGUCUCGGAAUUUCGAGAUAUUUCCAGAACGAGAUCAAGGACUGUAUGAGCUAUGUUCGUAGGUAUUGGACCGAGAAGGGUAUCUGUUGGGCAAGUAAUUCCAAUGUUCAAGAUAUUGAUGACACGGCAAUGGGAUUCAGGUUACUGAGAUUACAUGGCUAUGAAGUUGCACCCAGUGUGUUCAAGAACUUUGAGAGAAAUGGUGAAUUCUUUUGCUUUGCGGGGCAGUCAACGCAGGCGGUGACGGGAAUGUUCAAUCUAUAUAGAGCUAGUCAAGUGGCGUUUCCGGGAGAGAAGGUUCUUGAAGAUGCGAGGCAGUUCUCAGUCAGGUUCUUGAGAGAGAAACAAGCGGCGAAUGAGCUCCUGGAUAAAUGGAUAAUUAUGAAGAACUUACCCGGAGAGGUGGCUUACGCAUUGGACAUGCCCUGGCAUGCAAGUUUACCCCGAGUGGAAACCAGAUUUUAUAUGGAUCAUUAUGGUGGUGACAGCGACGUUUGGAUUGGCAAGACUCUUUAUCGGAUGCCGUAUCUGAGCAAUAACAAUUAUCUGGAGCUGGCAAAAUUAGACUUCAACAAUUGCCAAGCACUGCACCUACGAGAAUGGGCCAGCGUUCAGAAGUGGCACUCAGACUGUAGAUUGGGAGAGUUUGGAUUAAGCAGAAAAGCUCUUCUUUUUGAUUUUUUUUUGGCUGCCGCCAGCAUGUUUGAGCCUGAAAGAUCUCAAGAGAGGCUUGCAUGGGCCAAAACCUCUGCCUUGCUUCACACAAUCACCUCCCAUGUUAAGGACGAUCCAAGGAGGAAAGCUUUUGUCAAUCACUUCAUCAGUUGCAUCAAGGAACGAGACUACUCCACUGCCUGGAGAUUAAAUAGGAACAGAACAGAGGAAGGGCUCGUGGGCGCUUUGGUUGAAACGAUAGAUCAGCUCUCGUGGGAUAUACUUGUAUCUCAUGGCCAUGAAAUUGGCUUUGACAUGCACCAUACAUGGAAAAAGUGGCUAUCAAAUUGGCAAAGUGGAGGGGACACGUGUCAAGGGCAUGCAGAACUUCUGGUAAAAAUAAUAAACCUAUGCGGUGGGAGCUGGAUUUCAGAGGAGAUACUGUUGAAUCCUCGAUACCAACAGCUCAUUGAACUCACCAAUAGGGUCUGCUACAGGCUUCAUUGUUACCAAAAAGACAAGGCACCUCAGAGUGGCGGCAGUGGCAUGCGGACAUAUCGCAUCACCACCUCAGAAGCAGAGUCAGAAAUGCAGCAACUUGUGAAGUUGGUGCUUCAGGAAUCUUCUAACGACAUAGAUUCCAGCAUCAAGAAUACUUUCCUUACAGUGGCAAAGAGCUAUUAUUAUGCAGCCAUAUGUGAUUCAAGCACCAUCAACUUCCACAUUGCCAAAGCUCUCUUCGAGAAAGUCACUUAAAAUUUGUCUCUUUGUCUUCACUGGUCAUGUCCACCACUGUCCAUAAGUAGUCCGUAAUGUAUAAUAAUCUGUGUGACUGAAUGAACGGUUUGCCUGUUAAAUUUGCUGUCCAAAAAAAAAGAGUAAAUCGAUAUCGUGUAGACAACUUAAAUUCAAAAAGUAGAAGUUAUGGCAUGUUAUAUAAA
Messenger RNA from Prosopis cineraria, 2698 nucleotides. RefSeq names its product ent-copalyl diphosphate synthase, chloroplastic-like. Lineage: Eukaryota; Viridiplantae; Streptophyta; Magnoliopsida; Fabales; Fabaceae. The record is from RefSeq and is a predicted model, not a curated record. The transcript has 15 exons. Gene Ontology annotation, molecular function: magnesium ion binding; terpene synthase activity. Gene Ontology annotation, cellular component: chloroplast. Bases 69 to 2513 code for a protein of 814 amino acids. Gene Ontology annotation, biological process: gibberellin biosynthetic process.